Molecule: messenger RNA, 4008 nt
Organism: Dipodomys spectabilis (banner-tailed kangaroo rat)
Lineage: Eukaryota; Metazoa; Chordata; Mammalia; Rodentia; Heteromyidae
Product: aldehyde oxidase 4-like
Exons: 35
Coding region: 1-4008 (1335 amino acids)
Molecular function (GO): NAD binding; oxidoreductase activity; iron ion binding
Source: RefSeq, a predicted model, not a curated record
AUGAUGCCUUCCCUUUCCAAUUCUGAUGAGUUGAUUUUCUUUGUGAAUGGAAGAAAGGUAAUAGAGAAGAAUGCUGAUCCAGAAGUCAAUCUACUGUUCUACCUGAGGAAUGUCUUACAUCUCACAGGCACUAAAUAUGCCUGUGGAGGAGGAGGCUGCGGUGCCUGCACAGUGAUGCUGUCAAGAUACAACUCCAAGACCAAGAAGAUCCACCACUACCCAGCAACAGCAUGCCUGGUGCCUAUCUGCUCUCUGUAUGGGGCUGCUGUCACCACCGUGGAAGGUGUUGGAAGCAUCAAAACCAGAAUUCACCCUGUGCAGGAACGACUGGCCAAGUGUCAUGGCACACAGUGUGGAUUCUGCAGCCCGGGGAUGGUGAUGUCCAUCUACACAUUGCUCAGGAACCACCCCGAGCCCACACCUGGACAGAUCACCGAAGCUCUUGGAGGUAAUUUGUGCCGAUGUACUGGAUACCGACCCAUUGUUGAAAGUGGGAAAACUUUCUGUUUGGAAUCAACUGUUUGUCAACUGAAAGGAUCAGGCAAAUGUUGCAUGGAUCAAGGUAAAGAAUCUUCGAGCAGACAGGAAAAAAUAUGUACCAAACUGUAUAAUGAAGAUGAAUUCCAGCCCUUGGAUCCAUCCCAGGAGCCAAUAUUCCCUCCUGAACUAAUAAGAAUGGCAGAAGACCCAAAUAAAAGAAGACUGACAUUCCAAGGUGAAAGGACUACCUGGAUUACCCCUGUGACCUUGGAUGACCUUCUAGAGCUGACAGCCAGGUUCCCCAAAGCUCCACUCAUCAUGGGGAACACUACAGUGGGACCCAGCAUUAAAUUUGAAGAUGAAUUCCAUCCAGUUCUUAUAUCUCCACUUGGGCUUCCAGAGCUAUAUUUUGUAAACUCCACGGAUGAUGGGGUGACAAUAGGAGCAGGAUAUAGCUUGGCCCAACUGAAUGACAUCUUACAUUUCAUUAUUUCGGAGCAACCAAAGGAGAAGACCAAGACUCAUCAUGCUCUCCUGAAACACCUGAGGACUCUUGCAGGAGCCCAGAUUAGGAAUAUGGCCACUUUAGGAGGACAUGUGGUGAGUCGGCCUAAUUUUUCUGACCUAAAUCCCAUUUUAGCAGCAGGAAAUGCAAUCAUCAAUCUGGUAUCUAAAGAAGGAGAACGGCAGAUUCCUUUAAAUGGCCCUUUCCUUGAGAGAUCACCUGAGGCCAACCUGAGACCAGGCGAGGUGGUUUUGUCCAUUUUUAUUCCUCACUCUUCUCAGUGGCACUUUGUGUCAGGGCUCCGGAUGGCUCAGCGUCAGGAAAACGCGUUUGCCAUAGUCAAUGCUGGCAUGAGUGUGAAGUUUGAAGAUGGCACAAACAUCAUCAAAGACCUUCAAAUGUUCUAUGGAAAUGUGGGCCCCACCGUUGUCUCUGCAAGUCACACCUGCAGGCAGCUCAUUAAAAGGCAAUGGGAUGACCAAAUGCUGAGUGAUGCAUGUCGAUGGGUCCUGGAGGAGAUUCAGAUUCCACCCACAGCCAAAGGUGGCAUGGUGGAGUUCCGGAGGACCCUCAUCAUCAGCUUACUCUUCAAAUUCUACCUCCAAGUGCGUCAAGGACUGAAUGAAAUGGAUCCUUACAAAUUCCCAGAUAUCCCAGAAAAGUUCGUGAGUGCUCUAGAAGAUUUUCCCAUAGAAACACCCAAAGGAAUUCAGAUGUUCCAGUGUGUGGAUCCUCACCAAUCCCCACAAGACCCAGUUGGACAUCCAGUCAUGCACCAGUCAGCCAUUAAACACACCACAGGGGAAGCUGUGUUUGUUGAUGACAUUCCGCCCAUCAACCAAGAACUCUUCCUUGCAGUGGUCACCAGCACCAAGGCUCAUGCGAAGAUCUUAUCAAUUGAUACUUCAGAAGCCAUGUCACUUCCUGGUGUGGUUGAUGUAAUCAUGGCAGAGGAUGUCCCAGGGGAUAAUAACCAUAAUGGGGAGAUUUUAUAUGCACAGCAUGAGGUAAUCUGCGUAGGUCAGAUCAUCUGCACUGUGGCUGCCGAUACUUAUGCACAUGCGAAAGAGGCAGCCAAAAAAGUGAAGAUUGCUUAUCAAGACAUAGAGCCGAAGAUCAUUACCAUAGAGCAAGCCCUAGAGCAUAAUUCCUUUCUAUCUGUUGAGAGAAAAAUUGAGCAAGGAGAUGUAGAGGGUGCAUUUAAACAUGUGGAUCAAAUCGUUGAAGGUGAGGUGCAUGUAGAGGGACAGGAACAUUUCUACAUGGAAACACAAACUAUCCUGGUUAUCCCCAAAGCAGAAGACAAAGAAAUGGUAUUACACCUUGGGACUCAGUUUCCAACCCAUGUGCAGGAAUUCGUGUCUGCAGCACUGAAGGUCCCCAGGAGUAGAAUCGCCUGCCACAUGAAAAGAGCUGGAGGAGCAUUUGGGGGAAAAGUGACAAAGCCCGCCCUGCUGGGAGCUGUCAGUGCCGUGGCUGCCCACAAAACUGGCCGCCCAAUCCGCUUCAUCCUAGAACGUGGUGAUGACAUGCUGAUAACUGCUGGCCGCCACCCACUCCUGGGAAAAUACAAAAUCGGGUUCAUGAACAAUGGAGAGAUCAAAGCUGCUGAUGUCGAGUGCUACAUCAAUGGUGGAUGCACUCCUGAUGAAUCAGACUUGGUGAUGCAGUUUAUUGUGCUGAAAUCUGAAAAUUCCUACAGUAUUCCUAAUUUCCGCUGCCGAGGUAGGCCUUGCAAAACCAAUUUGCCAUCCAACACAGCCUUUCGAGGAUUUGGCUUCCCUCAGGCAACGGUGAUGGUAGAAGCUUAUAUAACUGCUGUGGCAGCACGGUGUAACUUACCCCCGGAAGAGGUCAGAGAAAUAAACAUGUAUAAGGAAACUAGCAAAACAGCCUACAAUCAGACAUUUAAUCCAGAGCCCCUGAGAAGAUGCUGGAAAGAUUGCCUGGAGAAAUCUUCAUUUUAUGUUAGGAAACAGGCUGCAGAGGAAUUUAACAAGAAGAAUUACUGGAAGAAGAGGGGGCUUGCUGUCAUUCCCAUGAAGUAUACCAUUGGGGUUCCUAUGGCCUUCUAUAAUCAGGCAGCAGCUCUGGUCCACAUCUAUCUGGAUGGCUCUGUCUUGCUGACUCAUGGCGGCUGUGAACUGGGACAAGGCCUGCACACCAAAAUGAUUCAGGUGGCGAGUCGAGAACUGAACAUCCCCUCCUCGUACAUACACCUAUCAGAAACAAACACCACCACGGUGCCCAACGCGCUCUUCACAGCGGGCUCCAUGGGGACCGACGUCAAUGGGCGAGCCGUGCAGAAUGCCUGUCAGAUACUUAAGGAACGUCUUCAGCCCAUCAUCAGGAAAAAUCCGAAAGGAAAAUGGGAAGAAUGGAUUGCAAAAGCCUUUGAAGAAUCCAUCAGCCUCUCAGCUACUGGAUAUUUCAAGGGCUACCAGACAUACAUGGACUGGGAGAAGGAGGAAGGCAACGCAUACCCCUAUUUCGUUUAUGGAGCCUCCUGUUCGGAGGUAGAGGUGGACUGUCUGACUGGGGCUCAUAAGCACCUCAGGACUGACAUCUUCAUGGAUGCUGCUUUCAGCAUAAACCCAGCUCUGGACAUUGGACAGAUUGAGGGAGCAUUUAUCCAAGGCAUGGGAUUUUAUACCAUAGAAGAACUGAAAUACUCCCCGGAAGGUGUACUUUACUCUCGGGGUCCAGAUGACUACAAAAUCCCCACCGUCACUGAGAUACCAGAAGAAUUGUAUGUCACUUUGGUGCAUUCAAGAAAUCCCAUAGCCAUCUACUCAUCCAAGGGACUGGGUGAGGCUGGAAUGUUCUUAGGGUCCUCUGUAUUGUUUGCCAUAUAUGAUGCAGUGACCGCUGCCCGCAGAGAGAGAGGCCUGGACAAGACCUUUCCACUGAGCAGCCCAACAACCCCUGAACUGAUCCGCAUGGCUUGUGUGGAUCAGUUUACUAACAUGAUUCCCAGAGAUGACCCUUCAACAUUUACGCCUUGGUCCAUCAAUGUGUCUUAG